CUUGAUCCUUCUCGUCCAGCCUCGGCACCCGCGACUGCUGCUGCCACCGCCGGCGUCUUGGCCGCCGCCUCACAAAGGGAGGCGGCGCGGGCGGCAGGCACAGGCGCGGGUGCGCUGGGCACGAGCCUCCGGGCAGCCGAGGCCGGGAGACAAAAGGGAGACUGCCUUGUUCGCCUUGCCGGCUCCGAGCUGCCUGCUUAUCUGCCUCCUGCUCCCCCCCCCCACCCACUUUGCUACUGCUCCGCCUCCCUCCCCUCAGGCUGUCCCCGCAGUGCUCCGGGACCCAGCGAGCCUUCGGGGCGUGCGUCGCUGCUGGUGGUUGGGGCUCUAGCGAUAAUAAAUGAUAGAGGAUACAAUGACUUUGCUGUCUCUACUGGGUCGCAUCAUGCGCUACUUCUUGCUGAGACCCGAGACGCUCUUCCUGCUGUGCAUCAGCUUGGCGCUGUGGAGUUACUUCUUCCACACGGACGAGGUGAAGACCAUCGUCAAGUCCAGCCGGGACGCCGUGAAGAUGGUGAAGGGCAAGGUGGCAGAAAUCAUGCAGAAUGACCGACUGGGGGGACUCGACGUGCUGGAGGCCGAAUUUUCCAAGACCUGGGAGUUCAAGAGCCAUAACGUGGCUGUAUAUUCCAUCCAGGGCAGGAGAGACCACAUGGAGGACCGCUUCGAAGUUCUUACGGACCUAGCCAACAAGACGCACCCGUCCAUCUUCGGGAUCUUCGACGGUCACGGGGGCGAGACAGCAGCUGAAUAUGUAAAAUCUCGACUUCCGGAGGCUCUUAAACAGCAUCUCCAAGACUACGAGAAAGACAAAGAAAACAGUGUAUUGUCUUAUCAGACCAUCCUUGAACAGCAGAUUCUAUCAAUUGACCGAGAAAUGCUAGAAAAAUUGACUGUAUCCUAUGAUGAAGCAGGCACAACAUGUUUGAUUGCUCUGCUGUCAGAUAAAGACCUCACUGUGGCCAAUGUGGGGGACUCACGUGGGGUCCUGUGUGACAAGGACGGGAACGCCAUUCCUUUGUCUCAUGAUCACAAGCCAUACCAGCUGAAGGAAAGGAAGAGGAUAAAGAGAGCUGGUGGUUUCAUCAGUUUCAAUGGCUCCUGGAGGGUCCAGGGUAUCCUGGCCAUGUCUCGAUCCCUGGGGGAUUAUCCGCUGAAAAAUCUCAAUGUGGUCAUCCCAGACCCAGAUAUCCUGACCUUUGACCUGGACAAGCUCCAGCCCGAGUUCAUGAUCUUGGCGUCAGAUGGCCUGUGGGAUGCCUUCAGCAACGAAGAAGCUGUUCGAUUCAUCAAGGACCGCUUGGAUGAACCUCACUUUGGGGCCAAGAGCAUAGUUUUACAGUCAUUUUACAGAGGCUGCCCUGACAAUAUAACAGUCAUGGUGGUGAAGUUCAGGAAUAGCAGCAAAACAGAAGAGCAGUGAUCCCUUAGGGGUCACAGCUGCCUUAGACUAAAGGACUUUCAACACACUGGUCUCUUUUAAUGUAGUGAAAGGUGUGGGAGUUACAGUUAGGAUCAUCCAUCCCAGAUACCGGAUUUCCCCUUCCUGGCCAUCUUAAGUCUAUGUGCUGUGAUGAACAGAGGCUGCUCUUGGCCAAUGUAGUUGAGAGGCUGGAAAAUGGUUUCUUUGUGUUUUCCCAACUCUUCCAUCCAAUGUUCAAAAAUAUAUAAAUAUAUAGCUAUAGAUUCACAUGUAUGAUGUGAAUGGCAUAUGUGCCAUAUAUUCUCCUUUUAAGAUUGUUUUCAAGAUCCCUAAAAGGGCCCUCCAGGCAUCAGACUUUGUGUCCUCUCGUUGGAGCAGUGAGCAGGCCAAGCCUCCCAGGAGACCGGCUGCAGGGUCACCUGUGAGUCGGGGGUGAAAGGCAGAGCUAUCCUAAGAAUGCACUGUCCUCCUGAGCCUAGGUUUUCUGCUCUGCAGCAGCCAAGAAACAGAUCUGGACAUGGUUUAUUAUUCUGUGGCUGCUCUUAGAGGCUGAGGGAUGUGGGGAGGAUGCGAGCCGCCUGCACAGCAGAAAUAACCUUUUCCCCACUUUCCCUUUAUUAGUUCAAUAGACUUUGUGUACCACCUGACCAGUCUUUGUGCGUUUAUCCUAGUCGUGCAUGACCUUAGCCUUUUGCUCACACCUUACCUUAUGUGAUAGGCAGCUAUUAAACUUUACCACCAGACACCACGAUUUCUUACAUUACCAAGAAGUGAAAAAAGCAAAUCUCAGUACCAUAAUUCCUUCCAUCUUUAAGGGUAGAUAGGAGAAAUAGUGGCUGAAUCAGUCACAGUGGCCCUUGGGAAGACUGCCAUUUGCACUGGGAGAGAAGGCUGGGGAGUUGGCCUUCCUGAAUUGAGCUCCAGCUGCCCAGUUUUGUGCAUUUUUUCCCCCUCUCCUAUUCUAGUAGCUUUCAAGUGUCUCUCAAGCAGUGUUCUGAGAAGCAGCAGCCUGGCCUAGAACUGCAUGUGUGUUCCCUGAAGCCACACUUUGGAAUUCGGGUGGUAAACUACUGGUCUUCUACUUGACAGUGGAGAGGCAGCAGUCUUUACCAGUUAGCUGCAAAUCACUGAGUUAUUUGGGAGCCAGACUGGCUUCUUUUCAUUUUGUAUCACCAAAGUCAUGUUUCCAAUCUCAGUAUUUUAUGAUUACAUUAACCUAUAUGCUGGGUCAUCCUGUUUCCCUGCUGAGGUGGCUCAAUGGCCAAACAAGAUUUUCAUUGCAUUCCCAUCCCUCUGUGUCUGAAAUGCCAGGGUGUCUGCUUGAUUUUGUCCUUCCAGAGUGGGCAUUUGUCAUUAUAGCUUCUCAAAAGCCCCCGAUCACUGGCCACCUGCCCGCAGUGCUGCUUCCCGGCCCUUCUACAGUUGUGGAACUUUUCUGAAGCAGGUUCGGGAGGAUGAAAAGAUUCUGUGGUGGCCGCCAAGGACUGUAAUCUGUCUGGACUCCUCCAAGCACUUAACCUUACUUUGACUGAAAGAAUUAAUAAUGGUUUCCCAAGAGAUUUGCUUACUUUUGUAAACUGCAGCAUUAGAAUUUACAAUAUUAGAAUCUUGCUGGGGGGAGGGGGUUAGCCACAGAAUGUUCUAGUAUAAAAUACCUGCCACCAUGUCAGUUGGAGUAUUUGCCUGUUGAGAGACACUGACCAUCCGGGUGUGUGUAUUUGUGGUGGGGGUAGAAGGGGAAUAUGGGCAACAUCCCAUUUGUGAUCAGUGAUGGGGCAGUCAGGCCAGGUGGCCUGAGUUUGCUUGGUGAUUUGGGACAUUCUGAUUCUGGAGACAUACCAAAGCCCACCUUCUAACUGGAGUCCAGGAAUAAGCAGUAUCAGCAUGUUACAACACACAGUCAAUUUUCCCUUUUCGUUUUUAACCUAACCCAGAAUUCAUUAGCAAGGGAAAGAUAUUUUAAAAUCCUGUCUUUAUUGUUAUUUUCUAAAAUGAAGACGGUAUGGUUUUGGUGAUAAUGACGAAAAAGAAGACUACUAAAUUAGUAGAUUAGUGUUUCUUUGCCCUGCAAAAUGUCUUAGCAGCUGGUGCUGAGUGCAAGACUUUCAAUCUGAUUGCGCUUCCCAAGGCAUCUUCUAAACUUUGCUUUGUAGAAUUCAUUCAUUUCUGACUUGUAACUAAGUAGGGUAUAUAUUUUUUACUCCCUUUCUGCUUCUUUUUCUCCCACGCUGGCUUGUGGAUUUUUAAAAAAAUAGAAGUUCUAGGCAAAAUAGUAGCAGUUUGACUCAUAGUUAUGUCUAAAGUCAGGCUACUCUGUUCACUUCCCCUGUGCUCCUGGAGUUCUCCCUCCCAGAGCCUCCUCCAGCUGGGGGAGGAGGGUCUGCAGACAUCACCCCAGGAUCUCCAAGGCUCAUUGGCCACUCAGCUCCCAUUUCCUAGGGACAGGGAAGGUUGAGACGCCUUAGGGAAAUUGAUUUGAGAAGUUUGCAUGUGAAGCUUUCCUAAACAGCACUGCCAAAGCUUUGGAGUUGUCACCCAAGGCUGCCCAGUCUCCCUAGCUCGAGUUCGCAUUGCCAAUAGCCCCCAUGGUGCCAAAUUUUGGAAUGGUUUUACAGUCUUUUAGAAAUGAAGCUGGGAAUGAAUAGUCAUGUGCUUCUGAGCCCUUGGCAAGAUGCCAAGCCCAGGGCUUGAUUAAUGCACUGCUCUCCUGCUGCUCCGCCGGUGAUUUGUACUCUUAAAAUGGGUUGGUGUUGGGGUUGGGGGGCGGGGGAGGAGGCAGGGAAAUUUUAAAAAAUUCAUUGUAUCUGCAGUUCUCUAAUCAAAGGCAUAAAUAAUACUUAUAUGGAAAGCUCCAUAGCUAGUUCCCAAGACCGGCAUUUAUGUCACCUGGCCACCUUGCCCAGGGCACUUAACGCUGGGGUCGCUGUUCUGAUACAACAUGACUGUACACGUUACUGGUAACCUGUGGCUACUUUCUAGUCCUUGCCUUGGACUGAAGGCAUUGUCCUCUAAGAUCUUGUCUAUGUGAUGAGUAUUACAGAGAGUGUUUUAUAGAGGUAGGAUCAUAUGUGAUUUGGAUAAUUGAAAACCGGUCUUCUUUGAUACAACUGUUAUGAUUUUAACCCACAUACACCUUGUGCAAACAGAACUGCGUGAAAGAUGACAUCAUCAGUCCUGUCUGGGCUGAUUCUAGGGAGUGGAUCACAAGAAAGAACUGGAUUACUGGGAUAUCUGGCAAAACAUGAGGGACUCACAGAGGGAGUAAUCACUUUUUCCUUUGCCAGGUAUACCGGGAUUUUCCUGAUUAUUUUUUUACCCCCUGAGUUGUUGCCGGAUCCAACUCUCUUGCAAAUGUGAACACAGAAAGUUUAGAAAAGGCAGAAUUUCAUUGCACACUUGAAACCGUAGGAAUACAUACUCUGGAUAAAGUUUUAUUUUCCAAUGAUCUCAGAAAAAUUUUUCCUCCUUUGGACCCAUUAUUAGACUAAAUCUCUUAAUAUUCCCCCCAGAUUGCCUUGGCUCAUCACACCAGCAUCCCUAAUCCAGCUCUGCAGAAAUGUCACGACUAUUAGCUACCCAUGCCAGGGCCUCUUUUAUUGCCUCUGGAUUAAAUUGUUCAUGUGUAGACUUUUAAGUUAACUAGCUAAACACUGCAGGAGUAAUGGAAUAUAAUGUUUCCCAAAGUGUGUUCCACAGAAUACAAGUUCCAAAGAUACUCUUUCAAACAUAAGUUUCCAGGGUCAAAUGACUUUGGGAAACAUAUUGUCUUAGAAAAGUGCAUGUAAGCACAUCAAGGGUUCUAAUUUAAACAUCCUGGGGGGGGGGGGGGGGCGGA
Molecule: messenger RNA, 5258 nt
Organism: Phacochoerus africanus (Common warthog)
Lineage: Eukaryota; Metazoa; Chordata; Mammalia; Artiodactyla; Suidae
Gene: PPM1L
Product: protein phosphatase, Mg2+/Mn2+ dependent 1L
Exons: 4
Coding region: 341-1423 (360 amino acids)
Biological process (GO): protein dephosphorylation
Molecular function (GO): protein serine/threonine phosphatase activity; cation binding
Source: RefSeq, a predicted model, not a curated record